Molecule: messenger RNA, 1382 nt
Organism: Annulohypoxylon truncatum
Lineage: Eukaryota; Fungi; Ascomycota; Sordariomycetes; Xylariales; Hypoxylaceae
Product: mitochondrial phosphate carrier protein
Exons: 2
Coding region: 380-1327 (315 amino acids)
Biological process (GO): mitochondrial phosphate ion transmembrane transport
Cellular component (GO): mitochondrial inner membrane
Molecular function (GO): phosphate transmembrane transporter activity
Source: RefSeq, a predicted model, not a curated record
GGAAGGACCGGCCUAUCAUCCACACUUCCCCGAUCAAGCCCCGAGACGUCUCACAGAAUCAUGACGUCACAAACUCCGGCCAAACCGGAACCGUCGACCUCACUCUUAUUUAUUGAACUAAGUACACUUCUCAUCUUAGAAAAUUCAACAUAAACAAUAAUUUUGACAUUGGCGUUUAUUAGAAGGGAAAUUACCUCACGGAAAAAAGAUUGAGGUUCGCUCUCCGACUCCCUAUUCUGUUCAUUCUGUCGCUGAGUAAUCGACUGCGUGUGUGUGUUGAACAUAAAACCAACUAGAACUCUUCCACAUAUCCCGUCACCUCAUAAUUUCCAUACCUUUUACAUGUAAACCUAGCGCCUAGAUAGCGAGUACUUCCAUAAUGAGUUCAUCAAGUAUAACGCCCACAUUCCGGGGCGGCGAUUACGUCAAAUUCUUCGGUGCUGGUGCUCUCGCGGCAACUCUUACACAUGGCGCGGCAACACCCAUAGACGUCGUCAAGACGAGGAUCCAGGUAGACGAUGCGAUGAAAGGCCUGAACAUGGUCAAGGCCGGACGGUCCAUAGUAGCCAAAGAAGGUGCCUCGGCACUGCUCACAGGUUUCGGCCCCACGGCCGUCGGAUAUCUCGUGCAGGGCGGUGGGAAAUUCGCCGGGUACGAGUUCUUCAAGAAGAAGUUCAUCGACAUGACAGGGUCGCAGGAGAAGGCCACGCAGCGGCGCACCGCCAUCUACCUCGGCGCCAGCGCGACGGCCGAGUUCUUCGCCGACAUCGCGCUGUGUCCUCUGGAAGCCACGCGCAUCCGUCUCGUCUCGCAGCGCGGCUUCGCGUCGGGUCUUACGACGGGUUUCAUGCGUCUGGCUAGGGAAGAAGGGCUGCGGGGUUUCUACUCGGGAUUCGUGCCGCUGCUCUUCAAGCAGGUGCCGUACGCGGUCGGACAGUUCUCGGUGCACGAGGCGGCUGUCGAGGUGAUAUACCGCACGAUGGGCCCCGAGAGAAAGGCAAAAUUGACGCAACUGCAAUCGACCGGCGUGGAGUUAAGUUCUGGUAUCGUAGCUGGCGUGGCCGCGGCAGUGCUUUCUCACCCAGCAGAUACGUUGCUAUCGGCCAUAAAUAAGGGAGCAGGAGAUCCGAAACAGGGCGUAACAAGCAGGAUGUUCUCACUCGCGCGGGAAUUUGGUCCUCGGAGACUGUUACUUGCUGGUCUAGGCCCGCGUAUUUUUAUGACGUGCGGUUUAGUAGCAGGGCAGUUUGUCAUUUACGCUCAGUGCAAGACGCUGGUUGGGGCUCCGCCGGGUAUAGAAAUUCACAAGGAAGCGUCUUUGAAAUAGAAUCAAUCAUGCUGGAUCAGCACAUAUGAUAGACUAAUAAUAGACAGUUAGCAAG